Molecule: messenger RNA, 818 nt
Organism: Ostrea edulis (European flat oyster)
Lineage: Eukaryota; Metazoa; Mollusca; Bivalvia; Ostreida; Ostreidae
Product: complement C1q tumor necrosis factor-related protein 1-like
Exons: 4
Coding region: 118-711 (197 amino acids)
Molecular function (GO): protein binding
Source: RefSeq, a predicted model, not a curated record
UAAUUUUCCAAAUCUCUUCAAAAUUGUUGACUGAGACUUUCCAAGUUUGACCUACGAUAUCGUGGCCUGACACAACCUGUUGAUUCUCACCCUAUUUCCUUGUCUGACGAUUCUAAGAUGAUGUUUCUACUCCUCUUGAGCCUCACUUCUUUCGUUGCUUCUACACCAGUUGAACAAGUUAGAGGGAUUGACAACUACUUCCCUACAUACUUCGUGCGAGCUGCGGGAAAUCAUGGUCACAAUCACGUGACCCCAACGGACAAGUUCGUUGGUUUUUCUGCUGGUCUCACCAGCAUGGUAAAUACCAACGACACAGACCUCAUCGUUUAUGACCGUGUCUUCUUGAACAUGGGUAAUGGCUAUAACUCAAAUACCGGGGUGUUUACAUGUCCAAACGCAGGUACUUACGCCUUUCUUGUCCAUGGAGUUUCGACUGCCACCAGUCAGCUGAACUUAGACUUGUAUCGCAACAACAACUAUACUGUCAGUGUGUUUGCCCAUGCUCGUAAUGGCUACGCAUCUGGUCACCAAUCCAUUGUCUUACAGUUGGAUGAACAGGACACUGUGUUCGUCCAAGCCAGAGGUGUCAAUUCCAUGUAUGGACAACGUAAAGAAGUAUAUAGCACAUUUUCUGGUUUCAUGGUAGUUCCCCAAAUUGGUCGUACCGGUGUCGUCACGACUCCGCCACCCAUGGGAAAUAUCAUCGGAUAAAUGACGUUCUUUACCUUACUUUGUGUAAUGAAUGUUACCAAAUAUCUGUUUGUGUACAUGUUUGGGCAUCACCCCAGCGUCGUAAAAAUAAAUAUUCAAGAAACUUA